Messenger RNA from Phaedon cochleariae (mustard beetle), 2766 nucleotides. The record is from the annotation of a GenBank genome assembly. Lineage: Eukaryota; Metazoa; Arthropoda; Insecta; Coleoptera; Chrysomelidae.
AUAAUUAUGAAAUUGUGGAAUAUCAUUAGCGACUUUCUUCAUGAGAAUUCGAACCCACCACUGGAUUCAGAAUUCUUCAAUAAGGUUCAUGGUGAAAUUUCAUCGAUGUAUGGCCGGUAUUCCCGGCAAUUAGGUGAAUUUGCGAAGCUAGAGGGUUUGAAAGCACAAGAAAAGCGAAGAAUAAAAGAAGAGAAAGCUAGGAAGAGAGAACUCAGAGGAUAUCAAGGUAAAAUAGCAAAAACGAUAGCUUUCCUAUGGCGGCAUACGUUUGCACGACUAGGGGAAGAUUGGGUUUUUCUCGCUCUUUUAGGAGUCAUUAUGGCUCUAGUGAGUUUUACGAUGGACAGAGGGGUAGCAAUGUGCAAUAAUGCAAGACUAUGGUUGUAUAGAGAUUUGACACAGAAUCCAGUUACCCAGUACCUAGCAUGGGUAUCACUCCCUGUGUUUUUAGUAUUAUUCAGCGCCGGUUUCGUCCAACUUGUAGCUCCUCAGGCAAUUGGUUCUGGGAUACCUGAAAUGAAGACCAUACUUAGAGGAGUAGCAUUGAAAGAGUAUUUGACAUUCCGAACACUUGUAGCCAAAACUGUAGGAUUAACAGCUAUAUUAGGCAGUGGUAUGCCAUUAGGUAAAGAAGGCCCUUUCGUCCACAUAGCCAGCAUAUCCGCUACCUUGCUCAGCAAACUAGUCACAGGCUUCCAAGGCAUUUAUGAGAACGAGAGCAGAACCACGGAAAUGCUGGCUGCAGCCUGCGCUGCCGGUGUUGCCAGUUGUUUCGCUGCACCUGUUGGAGGAGUAUUAUUCAGUAUAGAAGUAACGACAACUUACUUUGCUGUCCGCAACUAUUGGAGAGGAUUUUUCUCUGCAGUAUGCGGAGCCACGAUCUUUCGGCUGCUAGCCGUGUGGUUCCAAAAAGCCGACACUGUCACUGCUGUGUUCAAAACGAACUUCUUCAUGGACUUCCCGUUCGAUCCCCAGGAGCUGUUCGUUUUCGCUUUGAUAGGAGCUUUCAGCGGAUUAGGUGGAGCUUUUUACGUGUGGGUCCACAGACAAUAUGUGAUAUUUAUGAGGAACAGCAAGACGCUUAAUAAUUUUUUCAAGACAAAUCGCUUUCUCUACCCCGGGAUCGUAUCUCUCGGCGUUGCCACGUUGUCGUUUCCGCUGGGCACUGGCCAAUUUUUCGCUGGCGAUUUGAACAAUCACGACCAAGUGUCAACCCUGUUCAGCAACUUCACCUGGACUGCCGAUGACUUGACGACGGCCGAGGAGAGCGUUCUCAGUCAUUGGAAGAGCCCUUACACCGGGGUGCUGGUGAAUCUGGUGUGCCAUAUACUUUUCAAUUUUGUUACAUCUAUAGUAUGUUCUACAGUACCAGUGCCCAGUGGCAUCUUCAUACCAGUUUUCAAAAUAGGAGCAUGCUUUGGAAGAAUAAUAGGAGAAUUAAUGCACAUGUGGUUCCCGACAGGCAUGAGGUAUGGUGGAAAAAUCGCCAAAAUCAUCCCAGGAGGCUACGCCACUGUCGGAGCAGCGGCUUUCAGCGGGGCAGUCACCCACACCAUAUCCGUGUCGGUGAUUGUUUUCGAGAUGACAGGACAAAUCACCCACAUUAUUCCCAUGAUGAUCGCCGUGUUGAUUUCCAACGCGAUCGCCAGUCUGCUGGCUCCCAGUAUUUAUGACAGUAUCAUAUUGAUCAAGAAGUUGCCGUAUUUGCCGGACUUGCUUCCGAGCAGUAGCGGUAUCUACGAUAUUUACGUAGAAGACUUCAUGGUCAGAGACAUAAAGUACAUUUUCUACGGUAUGACUUACGAUAACCUCAAAUCGGUUUUGAAGGAGAACAGGAAACUCCAGAGCUUCCCCUUGGUGGACAAACCGGAAAGCAUGGUUCUCCUCGGGUCCAUAAGGAGAAUGCACCUCAUUCAACUCAUAGAGAAGAACAUUGGUAGAGAAAAAAGAUUGCAGGAAGUUGCUAUUAGACGAAAAGUAGCUGAGGAUAAAGCGCGAGAAGAGGAACUCAAAAGGGCAGAGGAAAGAAGAAGACGACCUUCACGGUUUCAAGUGGUUCCAGCUCUCGAUGUUCUACAAAGACAAAUGUCUGAAAAUGAGCUAGAUAAACCUAUCUGCAAUCCUGUUUAUGGAUCUCAACCAAGAAAAUCUAUCCUGAAGAAAACCAACUCGCUUAAGGGAAUUUCUCCCUUUUCCACUAGUCCAAAUGCUACACCGUAUACUACUGUCACGGGUGCAGAAAAUAGAAUAAGAAUUGCCUUCGAUGCCAUAUUUAGGAAAUCCAGUCAGCUUCAAGACGUUGAUGUCGGUAGCAGUCAACUGUUGAGAACCAAAUCCCUGGAGCGAAAACCCCAAAUCAUUCCGAUCAGCCCAACAAGUUUGAAGAAAGUUCAACUGCCGAAAGAACGAGUAUGUGACAUGAGUCCAGAAGAUCAGAAGGCAUGGGAAGAAGAGCAAAUGGCCCAACCGGUCCAAUUCCACUGCCAUAUUGAUCCGGCACCAUUCCAACUGGUGGAAAGAACAUCUUUGCUGAAGGUUCACUCUCUCUUCUCCAUGGUGGGGGUAAACCAUGCCUACGUGACUGCUAUCGGUAAACUAGUAGGAGUUGUGGGUCUCAAAGAACUGAGGAAAGCUAUCGAAGACGCGAACGCCGGCAAUUUUCCAGAAUCUAGUCUGGAAAGAAAUGGAAAUGUCAAGGAAACGGAUGGGAGCGGUAAAGAACCUGAUGUCAAUACCAAGUUGAUGGUCGGAGAUUCUCAGGUGUAA